This is a messenger RNA of Megalops cyprinoides (Indo-Pacific tarpon), 1091 nucleotides long. RefSeq names its product nicotinamide riboside kinase 2-like. Gene Ontology annotation, cellular component: cytoplasm. The transcript has 8 exons. The record is from RefSeq and is a predicted model, not a curated record. NCBI's taxonomy places the organism in Eukaryota, Metazoa, Chordata, Actinopteri, Elopiformes, Megalopidae. Bases 207 to 824 code for a protein of 205 amino acids.
GGCAGUACGAGUCUCUCUUGUUGGAAGACCGCAGCAGGGUGACAUCGUCCGACUUUCACGACCAUCAUCGCCAUGGAGGAAUCGAGUAGUUGACGUUUCCUGUAACCUUCUCUUUUAAGCUUUCUUCCGUCUGAUCAUUACGCUCCUAAAGUGACCUGUCCGUUGCGAGUUAAUCGACUGGAGUUUCUUCUCUGUCUUUGUAAAAGAUGAAGUACAUCAUUGGUAUUGGCGGGGUAACAAAUGGGGGUAAAACAACCCUCACGAACAGAUUGAUCAAGAAUUUACCCAACUGCUGUGUGGUUCACCAGGAUGACUUUUUCAAGACACAAGAUCAGAUUGAAGUUGGUGAAGAUGGCUUUAAGCAGUACGAUGUGAUUACGGCACUGGACAUGGACGCCAUGAUGAGUACCAUCUACGCUUGGCUGGAGAACCCAGUGAAGUUCGAGCGGUCGCACGGUGUGAACAACACUUUGGAUGCGGAGAUAAUCCCAGGGUCUGACCACAAAGACGAAGGUGUUCAUAUCCUCAUCGUGGAAGGCUUCCUGCUUUACACCUAUGGACCUUUGAUCGACGUAUUUAACCAGCGUUACUUUAUUUCCAUUCCAUACAAAGAAUGCAAAAAGAGGAGGUGCUCAAGGAACUACACAGUGCCAGACCCACCUGGCUUGUUUGAAGGGCAUGUCUGGCCCAUGUAUGUCAAACAUAAGAACAUCAUGGAGGCCAGUGGAGUUGACGUAGUGCAGCUAGAUGGAACUAAGUCAAAGGAGCAACUUUAUAAUGAGGUCUAUGGAGAUGUGCAGAACAAGAUACAGCAACUGCUCUAGUAAACAAAGGUCAUACAAUCUGCAAACAUUAUGGAGGAUAUAUGCAGGAAAACACCACCUUGCCUUUGUUAAAGUGGCAGCUCAUUUUAUUGAAUACAAAUGAUCAGCUAAAACUUGUUGUAAAUGAUGUAUUCAUUGGCAUUAUAUGCCGGCUUGCAUUUUAUAUCUAUUUAUUGGAAGUUUGUUGCUUUGUCACCUGCCAACACUUGUGGACAAAUUAAGUGCAUCUAGCUGAAAACCUGUCAAUAAAGUGACCCUCCUGCAGUA